GGAAUAUUUUAAUUUUAUUCUUUAAAACACUGUAAUACGAAUGAAGGAAUAUUUCAAGUAUAAUUAAGUCUUAAAUAAAGUUGAAAUAAUGUCUUUACAAGAAAAGGAAUGGUUUAUGGAAGCACCAUGGGGUAGGAUGUGCAUUGUAGCCUGGGGCGACUGCUCGGAUCCACCUGUUCUAGUUGUUCACGGCCACCUGGAUUCUGCUGCUAGCUUCCGGCCUCUGCUGAAACUAUUGCCGCGGAAGUUUUAUUACAUUGGUCUGGAAUUGCCCGGCCACGGAAAAUCAGAUCCGUACCCACCAGGACUGAUGAUUAACGUGUUAGAUUUCGUGUACCCCAUCGAGAUCGUCCGGAGACAUUUCCGUUGGGAAACUUUUGUGUAUAUUGCACAUUCCGUUUCUACCACUAUUGGUAGAUUCUACCAGCUGGCAUAUCCAAACCGCAUGUCCAAAGUAGUGGAGAUUGACCAAAUUUGGCCUAAAACAAUAGACCCAGAGGACUUUGCAAAUUGGUACGAUAAGUCCUUCACGUCGUAUUUUAAGAGAUAUGAUCAUUACAACAUGUCCAAGGAAAAACGCCCUACCCAUACUUGGCAGGAGGCAAUAGAAAAGCUUUGUAAAAACAGAAAUUUAACACCGGAGACUGCGCGUGCGACACUCGAGCGGUUUUCGGAGCCUGCAGACGAGAGGAAUCACCUUAUCAGAUACACGUUCGACGAACGCACCAAACUAACAACCCGGCCUGUAUUAUCAACUAAACAAAUAAAAAACCUUUAUGCCAAAAUCACUACACCCACUCUAGCUGUCAUAUCGAAAGGGUCUAUUCAAAAGGGAUUUUAUCAAACUAUACCUUUCUUACUCGAGGAAGAGCUAGAAAAUUACAAAGUAGUAAAAGUGGAGGGACAUCAUGAUGUCUUUAUAACUAACCCAGAAAGAAUGGCACCAUGUAUAAGUAAAUUUUUGCUAACUGGCUUAGAUGGAAUGGAGAGCAAAUCGAAAUUAUGAUUAGUUUAUGACAGUUUUGGAUAAAACAAUAAUAUAUAUAAAUAUUAAAAUAUAGAUGUUUUUAUUAUUAUAUCGCACUGCUAUUACAAUAGUGUCGUAACUCAAAAUAUGUGAAAUCCAAGAUUAUAUCAAAUCUGAACGUAAAUUUGAUUCAUUACACGUUAAUAAAACCGUUGUUAGAAACAAUUGAAUUUGGUACUCAAAAUA
Messenger RNA from Hyposmocoma kahamanoa, 1213 nucleotides. Its product is annotated as serine hydrolase-like protein 2. The transcript has 7 exons. Lineage: Eukaryota; Metazoa; Arthropoda; Insecta; Lepidoptera; Cosmopterigidae. Bases 89 to 1006 code for a protein of 305 amino acids. The record is from RefSeq and is a predicted model, not a curated record.